This is a messenger RNA of Rhea pennata, 3220 nucleotides long. It is a transcript of the gene DNAJC12, whose product is annotated as DnaJ heat shock protein family (Hsp40) member C12. The transcript has 6 exons. NCBI's taxonomy places the organism in Eukaryota, Metazoa, Chordata, Aves, Rheiformes, Rheidae. Gene Ontology annotation, cellular component: cytoplasm. The coding region runs from base 325 to 915 and encodes 196 amino acids. The record is from RefSeq and is a predicted model, not a curated record.
AGGACCAUUUUGGACUUCUCCUGGACGAUAGCCAGAGUUCAAUGUUGCAGUUACUUUGGCAACUACAAGUCCCAGGGAGCAUUGCCAUCAGCGGGUUUGUGCAACCGGACUGGCAUCCUGCAGGGGCCAAUGGAGAGCGGAGGUUCCCCGGGAGUUCGUGCGUGUCAGCUCCCUCCGUUCAAAAGCGCCGGAGAGGGCUCCGGGGCUGCGUGGGAACAGCCCGUUUCCCUCGGCUGGUUCUGAGGCAGCCGGCGAGCUUUGCACUGGGCGCGUAUUUUGGACGCCCGGUGCCUCGGCUUGAGGAAGGCCAGCGGACUUGCCCCCAUGGAUGCGAUUUGGCACGGCAGCCCGGAUGACUUGGAGGAUUACUACAGCUUGCUGGGGUGCGAUGAGCUGUCCACGGUUGAACAAAUUCUUGCAGAAUUUAAGAUUAAAGCCCUUGAAUGUCAUCCUGACAAACAUCCUGGAAACCCCAAAGCAGUGGAGAGUUUUCAGAAGCUGCAGCAAGCUAAGGAGAUUCUUGCUAAUGAAGAGAGUCGAGCUCGCUAUGAUUACUGGCGACGGAGCAAAAUCACCAUUCCAUUCCAGCAGUGGGAGGCCCUGAGCAAUUCGGUGAAGACGUCUAUGCAUUGGGCUGUCCAAAGUAAGAAGGACCAAAUGCUGGAAGCUCCUGUGAAUAAUAGCAACAACAUAACUAGUGAGAUUUUGACCCAACAGACUAAGAACAGUGAGGAUGGAUUGUCAGAUGGGAGCAGGGAGCAAGAAGAUGUUGCAAUUCCUGAUGUGAAACCACAGACUUCAAAGAAUCCAGACUCCCCAAGAUUUUCGGAGGCAAAUUACUGGCACUUGCGUUUUCGCUGGUCAGGGGAUGCUCCAUCAGAGCUUCUGAGGAAAUUCAGAAACUAUGAAAUCUAAAAUGCAAAAUUCUCAAGAGUGCAAGAUUAUCCAUUCACCAAGUCAGUAUUUUUUUGCCAGGAGUUAUAUGUUGUUUGUAUCUGGUACUCACUCAUUGCUCUGUGAAUGUUGUUCCAAUAAAUGGUGUCUUAAUACUGAUCUGUUAACCCACAUAUGUGAGCUUUGCAGAUGCAGGUCUUUUUGUUUAAUCAGCAAGCAGUACUCUUUUCAGUAUAAAUAGUCUUUGUGCAUAGUUAUCUAAUGUCUACUGUUUCCUGUAUUUUUAAAUAUUGUGUAGUGAAUAUUUUUGUCGGUACUGUGAUGCUAUAAGAAUGUACUCUUAGUAAAAUCAAAAAUCAUUGUUAGACUUCAGGAACUCUUGCUGUUAGUGCUGGUAAACCAAAAGCUACGUGUCAAGGAACUUUAAGCAAAACUAUAUUUAUUUCUAAAUUAGGUACUCUGGGUUACCUCUCUGUUGCAUUGCACUUAUUGUAGUGAUUUAUAUUGCAUGCAUUCACUAUUGCAACUUAGUAUUAUUAGUACACUAUUAGAAGCUUAACUUGUCAGAGAAUUGUGGGCUUACAAUAUAAAUGAAAUAAAAACACUCUUACUAUCUACUACAGCUGCCAGAAGGCAGCUGUGAUAGAUCUAGCUCUCUCUUUUUUUAAAAAAAAACACUUGCAUUCUACCUUAAAAAGUAAGCUUUUUGCAACAGCUAUUUGUUUUGGCAGGCAUUUCCAGACCCUCACUUCUCCAUUUAGUAGCUUUCUUCCAGCCCAGGUUUAUUACUGGACAUCUGUACCCACUGUAUGUGUGCCAACAUUGUCCUGUGGCUUAAUAGUAUUUUCCCUCCCUGCUGUGGCCUCAUAAACAGGGUCUUGCAGAUUUUGUAUGGUAGGGAAUGAAGAAUCAGGACUGGUCAGCAUUAAUGUGUACAAAUCAAACAUGAAACAUUUUUUAAUAUUUUGGGCAAUUUUUCAAUUUUUAUCUUGUAUUUAUUUAUUUUAUAUUAUUUUCUUAUUUUCUUCUUUGUAAACCUUGUCAAUUACUGAUAUUUGUUUUUUUGGGUAGCCAGUGAUUUCAUCACAACAAAUAAAACAGCACACAUACAGAAAGGGGCUGUUCUCAUUUAUUGAAAUGGAAUCCUUUACCCACCACAGAGAUCCACCAGAGGGGAUCUUAUCAAUGCAUAGAAAUACCUUAAGGAGGGGCGUCGAGGGGAUGGGGCCGAACUUUUUUCAGUGGUGCCACGUGACAGGACAAGAGGCAACAGGCACAAACUGAAACACAAGAAGUUCUGUUGAAAUAUGAGGAAGAACUACUUUCCUGUGAGAGUGACAGAGCACUGGCACAGGUUGCCCAGAGAGGUUGUGGAGUCUCCUUGCCUGGACAGGAUCCGGUCUAACGUGUUCUAGAUGACCCUGAUUGAGCAGGCGGGUUUGACUAGAUGAUCUCCAGAGGUGCCUUCCAACCACAACCAUUCUGUGAUUCUGUGACCCCCCUUGAGUUUCUUGUUACUUGUCCUCUCAGCGGGGAACACCUUAAGGGAGUCCUGUUAUGAAUCCUUAGCAUCCUCAUGGAAAGUCUAAUCUCCGAACGAGUCUCCUCCCCAUGUGGAAACAAUAUUCUGGUCGAAGCCUGGGGUGUCAUACUUGGCUCUGCCAUACAGUGGUGUGGUGUGCUGAUAGACCUUCUGCUGUUCUUUCCCUGUUAUGUGUCUAUUUGCUGUAAAUUGUAACACAUGCACCUGCCAAUGCAACCUAGAUAAUAUGUAUAUCUCAUUAACCUUAUCAGUGUAUUUAUCAGUUUUCUUUACAGGGGCUGAUGCCAGUGUUAUUUCUGGUUUUGUUUGUACUGAUCUGUUUAUGGAAGAUUAAUGUGUUGCUGUUCUGCUGUUAUAGCUACACUGAUCUGCUUUGGUGAGAUCAGUAGACAGCUACUUUUAUGGCACAUCCCGCUGCUUAUCUAAAAAACUAUUUUUUGUGGAUUCUGGAUGCUUUUCCUUUGCUUACUUUGCAGCUGAAAACAUUAGAGAUAAUAAUUCUCUGCUAAUAUCUGCUAAACAUGAUUGUAUAUCUUCAAGUCCAUGUACUGCUUUCCUUUACGGAAAGGUAUGUGCUCAAGAAAGUCAUCUUCUAACCAUUUGAUCGGGGAGGGACUGUAAGGAAGGUCAAAUAGUAGCAGAAGAAGAAACCCUACCUUGUGUGAAGGAUACAGAGCAAUAAAAUACAUAUUUUUUCUCUCUUAAAAAAAAAUAAAGAUUGAAAUGCAGCUGGCUGGAACAUUGGCUCAAAUGGUAGCUUUUAGACCAAAUGGUAGCUUAGAC